Messenger RNA from Protopolystoma xenopodis, 477 nucleotides. NCBI's taxonomy places the organism in Eukaryota, Metazoa, Platyhelminthes, Monogenea, Polystomatidea, Polystomatidae. The record is from the annotation of a GenBank genome assembly.
AUGCUUCCCGCUAGACCUUUUGGAGGCCUCCUUCCUAUUGAAGAAGCCAUGCGAGAGCAAAACCAACUGGCGCCCGUCUGGCAGUUGAACACCGGCUCCGGCAAUACAUCCACUCGGCUCUCUCAGACCAACUCAACUCCUCUAGGCAACAGGUCUUCUGUGACGAGCAGUUUACUGAGUAGAACCAGCCAAUUUGCAAGCUCCAGCGAAGGCAGCAGCAACCUGAACCUGGCCUCCUCUACCCGACCCUCUGGUGCCAACUCUUCGGUCACGGAACCACGAGACAUCGAUCGUACCCUUGGCCCAGCAUUUAGAAAUGCUGAUGGUAGUCAAGCUGACGCUGAACUGUUGUCCUCGGCCCAAGUGGUACUUCGAGACGGCGUCAAAACUGGCAGUCAUGACAACUUGCCGACUGUCUCCACCUCUUUGACCACUUUCACGUUUUCCACGGCCAAGACCACUUCCAGCCCAACUCUU